This is a messenger RNA of Mastomys coucha (southern multimammate mouse), 1279 nucleotides long. RefSeq names its product aquaporin 7 (gene Aqp7). The transcript is spliced from 7 exons. The coding region runs from base 336 to 1142 and encodes 268 amino acids. Gene Ontology annotation, molecular function: glycerol channel activity; urea transmembrane transporter activity; water channel activity. Gene Ontology annotation, biological process: water transport; glycerol transmembrane transport. NCBI's taxonomy places the organism in Eukaryota, Metazoa, Chordata, Mammalia, Rodentia, Muridae. Gene Ontology annotation, cellular component: plasma membrane; basolateral plasma membrane. The record is from RefSeq and is a predicted model, not a curated record.
CAGGCUCCACGGUGCUAUUGGCAAGAGCAGAGAUGCUAUUUUGGGCAGUGUGUAUGGACUUGGCUUAAGUGGCAUGAGCCAAACCCUUGCCCUACUGACCUCUUCCCUGGAGAAACACAACAAAACUCAAAGCCACCCUGCGGAAGGCCAAGAGGCCGGCACUAAGUAAGGACUUGGGAGAGACUGUCCAGCUCCAUCCAGUUCAGUUGCAGUUUGAACAUGCUUCUGUGAUGGAGAGACAGAAUCAAGACCAGCUGGGACGUUCACAGAGGGACUGAGACGGAGGCUAAAAGACACAGAGCACUUCUACCUGCAGGUCCACCCACGACUCCACAAUGGCCCCCGGGUCUGUGCGUGAAUCCAUACAAUCAGUGCUACAGAGGAAUACGGUGCGAGAGUUCCUGGCGGAGUUCCUGAGCACCUUUGUCAUGAUGGUGUUUGGCCUGGGCUCCGUGGCUCACAUGGUUCUAGGGGGAAAGUUUGGCAGCUACCUCGGUGUCAACUUGGGUUUUGGCUUUGGAGUGACCAUGGGAAUCCAUGUGGCAGGCGGCGUCUCCGGGGCCCACAUGAACGCCGCGGUAACCUUCACCAAUUGUGCACUAGGCCGACUGGCCUGGAAGAAGUUCCCUGUAUAUGUGCUGGGUCAGUUCCUCGGAUCCUUCUUUGCUGCAGCUACCAUCUACUUAAUUUUCUAUGGUGCCAUUGACCAAUUUGCAGGUGGAAGCCUGUUGGUGACAGGUUCCAGGGCCACUGCAAACAUUUUCGCCACCUAUCUUCCUGAUCACAUGACGCUGUGGCGGGGCUUCCUGGAUGAGGUAUUCGUGACUGGGAUGCUCCAGCUGUGCCUCUUCGCCAUCACGGACAGGAAGAACAAUCCAGCCCUUCAAGGGACUGAGCCCCUCGUGAUAGGCAUCCUUGUUUCCGCUCUCGGGGUGUCCCUAGGCAUGAACACAGGAUACGCCAUCAAUCCAUCCCGUGACCUGCCUCCCCGGUUCUUCACGUUCAUUGCUGGCUGGGGCACACAAGUGUUCAGAGCUGGGAACUGGUGGUGGGUGCCGGUGGUGGCACCCCUUCUGGGCGCCUACUUAGGUGGCAUUGUAUACCUGGCCUUAAUUCACCCCGACAUGCCACAGAGUCCUUAAAUACUGGAGAAGUUUACAGCCAGAGACCAGAAGAUAACUGUAUCAUCCAAGGAUGCAGGUUCUGUGCCUCUAGAGCGCUUCUAAGUAGAGCUUAUCUGUGACCACAACCCUAUUGCAAUAAAGCACACCUCAUACCA